Messenger RNA from Eremothecium cymbalariae DBVPG#7215, 1872 nucleotides. It is a transcript of the gene RRI2, whose product is annotated as Rri2p. The coding region runs from base 1 to 1872 and encodes 623 amino acids. The transcript has a single exon. The record is from RefSeq and is a predicted model, not a curated record. Gene Ontology annotation, biological process: protein deneddylation. Gene Ontology annotation, molecular function: protein binding. Gene Ontology annotation, cellular component: COP9 signalosome. NCBI's taxonomy places the organism in Eukaryota, Fungi, Ascomycota, Saccharomycetes, Saccharomycetales, Saccharomycetaceae.
AUGUCUGAUACAGGAGGAACCAACUAUGAAGACUUCAUGAUGUCUGAUGAUGGAGAAAUGGGUUAUGCAGAGAUGGAGGCGGAUAGCGACGAGGAGUUGGGGGUCUACGAGGAAGAAGCCAGUGACGAGAACAUGUACGAAUCAAGCAGCGCAGUUCAACAGCCCACAGAGAAAUGUCGCAGUGAGGAAUUAUAUUAUUUAGGCAAAGUAUUAAAGGAUAACAACGAUUUUACCAAAGCUAUUGAAAGGUUCGAGCAGGUGGUUAACAUGGGAGAGAUGCUGUGGGGGUUUAAAGCGUUGAAACAGACAGUCAAGUGCUGGCACUUUAUGGGGGUAUACAUGUCGCGGUCUACAUCGGUCGAGAUACUUCAGGACUUCAAGAAAAUGGUAGAGUAUGGAUUUCGUUGGAUGAGGGAGCUGGGCGUACCAUAUGUUCAAAAAUCCAUGUUAGCGAUAAUAAAACUGACUGUACCAAUUAACAACAGGGACUUCGUUUUCGAUGAGACUCUUACGAUUCAACUGAAGACCGUAGAGUUCCAUCUGGAUAUCCUAGAUGUAUUGCACGACGUGCUACAAGGUGUGCCAGCGAAAUUUUUGGAUUUAUCAACGAUGGUGAAACAACUGCGGUUGGAAAAUCACAUCUGGAAGGAGAGACUGACGACUAAUUCAAUAUCAAGCGAGAGCUACAAACUGUUUAACGACAUGCCUACCACCUCUGAUAUGCUGCUAUUUCAGUUACAGUGCUACAUAUUCCAGUUUCUUAAGACUGGCGAUGUACCGGUAGAGGAAUUUCAAGAGUUGGUCCGACAAAUCAAGCACAGACUGAACAGUUCGCUAGCACUAUCUCAGCAACCGCGAGUGAUGACCAUUGUUAAUUUCUCUCAGUGCAUUAAAAAUAUGCACCUUGAACGGUACAAGCUCCUUCGCCAACAAUUCUGGGAUUGCUUCCAGAACUUGGAGGAAUUAGGUAAUAAAAACCACGUUUUCAGUGACCUAACAUUAUGCGGUUUCAUUCUCGUUGACAUCAUCUUAUGGAAACCUUCCAAUGCUGCGAAUGGCGUCGAAAAUAAUGUCGACCCCUUCGAAUUGGAGCAAAUUAAGGUUAUUGCUAAUACUCCAAUUGUACAUAACCUCCAAACAUUGUACCAAAACUUCAAGAGCCUGACCUUACCUGCGCUGGCGCGGUCGCUGUCAAGCUUGGAUCGAUUUAGUAUGACCCUCGAGUCUUUAUUCAGCAAAGUUUGUCAGCUUGCUCGAGAAAGAAAACUCUGGGACGAAAUAGCUCCCUUAUACACGUGCAUCUCUCUACAAGACAUCCAGGAGCAUCUAAAAAUAGGUCAUCAAGAUGUCACCAGGGACCAGUUACUUACGAUACUGGUGCAAUGUAUAAUGAAUGAUACUGCGAAGGUCUUCUUUAAAAUAGACUUCACCAAGGAUUACGUGUACUUCGGCGAUGAGCAUAAAGCUCCCCUGAAGUCCACACACAGAGAAUGUCUGUUAACUCAGGGACUAAAUUCCUUUGGACCAUGUUACAAAAAUUCCGUAAAGGAACUUCUCAAAAUGACUCAAAAAAGGCCGGCGAACAUUUCUAUAUUUGGCUUUCAACAACCCUGGCGCGACAAAAACCCUUCGAGGAGCCGGUUCCAUGAUGAACCUCUCUCCGAACUCGCAGAGUGGAUGGAUGACAUAGGAAUAUUCGUCGAGAGACCGGCAAGAUUAAAAAACCACAAUUCCGCCGUCUUCAUAGAUGAAUUAAGCGAAAAAAGAAAUAAUUCCAGAGUCGGUUUUCGUCCGUCUGAUAAUAAGUCCGCCUAUCCGCUGGUUUCCUAUCAAGAAAUGGUCUCUUUUGUACUAGAAACUAUCACCGACUAG